Molecule: messenger RNA, 2748 nt
Organism: Gryllus bimaculatus (two-spotted cricket)
Lineage: Eukaryota; Metazoa; Arthropoda; Insecta; Orthoptera; Gryllidae
Source: the annotation of a GenBank genome assembly
UCUCUGAUCAUGCGGAUUUGGUGGAAGUCGAUUUAUGAACGAGGGUAGGUUUAGUGAUAUGACCAAAGAGUAUUAUAAACCAAAUUGAGAUUAAAGAAAAAAAUAUUUAUUUGGAAAUCGAGCUAAGAUUGUAUUAGAAAACAGGAAGUCUUAUAGCCAUGAUUCAUUUUUAACCCGAAAUGAUCAGACUUAAUGACGUUAAGGAGUAAUGAGUGAACGGUUCUUUGUAGAACUUUUAUCAUAGACUCUCGCCCUAGUGGGGAAGCAUUGACAAACAACACUUGAGUGCUCUGUGUGGGGAAGUGGUUAGUGGUUUCCCGGGGAUGCCCAUGGGUGUAAGUUGAUUAAAAACUAAUGAACACGUGAUUUUAUAUAAAAAUGGUAUUUUAUUUUAUCAGUGAUGUUGUAUCUCCACCUGUUACGCUUUUCAUGGGGAUAGACAAGUACGAAAAUGAAGACCUUAUUAAGUGGGGUUGGCCAGAAGAUGUGUGGUUUCAUGUUGACAAAGUGUCAUCAGCCCAUGUAUACCUUCGAUUACGUCAAGGACAAACAAUUGAUGACAUUCCUUCUGCUGUGCUUGAAGAUGCUGCUCAGUUGGUCAAAGCAAAUAGUAUUACAGGAAACAAGAUGAACGAUGUUGAUGUAGUAUACACAAUGUGGGCCAACUUGAAAAAGACAGAUGGAAUGGAAGUUGGUCAAGUGGGUUUCCAUAAGGAUAGAGAGGUUCGGAAGAUAAGAGUUGCUAAACGAAGUAAUGAAAUUGUAAAUCGCUUAAAUAAGACAAAACGUGAAGAACAUCCCGACUUUCGAUUGGAGAAAGAACAACGUGACAGGAAAGAGCGUGAAGAUAAGAAGCGAGUAUUGAGGGAACAAAAAGAGAAAGAAAAAGAAGAAGAAAGGAGAAAGAAAGAGGAAGCAGAGUUAAGAAGUUACAGCACUUUGAUGAGAACAGAAAACAUGACAGCUAAUACCAAUAGAGAUGGCAAUGAUUCUGAUGACUUCAUGUAAUUUCAAAUAUCACUGCAAGAAUAAAUGUUUUGGUUCCUAUGUUUCAUUGAAAGUAAUUAUUCUUUGCUAAUGGAGCAGUUUUAUUUAUUGAAAUAAAAAAAACAACAAAAAUACAACAGUGACUGGAAAAUGUAUAAAUGUGUAUUUGUUAAAACUAAAUAACAUUCAUGGAAUGCCAGUUAAAUGCUUUUAAAUGUCUUUUGUUUAUAGUGAAUCCUUAUUUAUCCAAACAUAGGUUGCUGAAUACCAGUGAUAAAGAAUUUUGUUAAUUUCAGAAAAUGACAUGGACAGCAUUAAAGAUUCAUUUGAUGAUAGGGAAAUAAAUUGGUUGGCAGAUCCUAAAGUUCAUUUCAACCUUUUUUGGAAAGAAAUCAAGUAAACUAUCCUUAGUAGUUUAAAAAGUAUGAAGGAAGCUUACCAAUAGCACAAUUUGUAUUUCCAGGAUUUUGGGUUCAUCACAGAACUGAAGAAUUCAUAAAACAAUCCAUAUACUGGCAACUAUGAUAAAUAGGUUAAUGGAUCUCUUUUGAUUCUUGUUUUUAAGAAGAGGGCUUUAUUGCCUGAAAGUGAUCUUUAGCUUAUUCAUUCUAAUAGUUUAGGCCAGGGUUCAACAAAAUUUAGUGUUGGGGGGACAAACUAAUAAUUCAAUUAACUUCAAACAGAAACAAUUUAAUAUUACCCUUUUUUCAUUUCAAAAUAAAAUGUACCAAUAAGAUUUUACAGUAAAAUUAUCAAUUGCUUUGGAAGGGAACAACUCUUUAUUACUUUUUUUUUUUUAAAUUACGCACAGACAGAGAGAGAGAGAGAGAGACACACACAGAGUAAUAUAAAGAAGAUAUUUCCAAAAUAUGAGAAACACCUUUCACAGCAAUGAAGGGACCAGAAUAUUAAUUUUUCAGUUAUUAAAAUUUGGCACUACCAGAAGCAUUCUUAAUAUAUAUCAGAAUGCAUUAUAACAAAAUCUAAAGUCAGAGAACUACACUGUACCCCAUAUACAUCUAAUGACGUGCUCAGUUUCUUUCAUCCCCCUCUGCCAUAUUUUCCAGUAUCACCAUCCUCCACACUUUUCCUUCUAGUCUGGAAGCUGAAUAAAACCUGGCCUCAGAUCAAUCCUACAGGCCAUGGUUUGGUUCCAUCCAUGGUCCAUUUAGGGCCAGGGUCUUCAAAAUUUUACACUUUUAGGAACCCUUCAAGCUCACGAUUUUCUUGAACCUCAUGUUUAAGAUAGCAGGUCAACAAGUUUAUCAAAGCUUUUUUCCUUCUGAAAUUCAUAAAAUUAUUCUUUUACCUUCAUUUAAUUGUAAUACAAAUAUCUUAAUAAGGGAAUGAAUAGUGAGGUAGUGUAUGGGUUGUUUACUUUUUAGAAUACAUUUUAUGAAUAAUUAACGAAAGGAACAAUCAAGGAAUAAAUUAAUAAAAAAUGUACAUUCAAUUCAUAUUAAUAUUGUAAUUAUUACUUUAAUAUUAUAUUAAUGUAAUAUUUUAAUAUGACAGUCCACUACAUUGUUCCAAUAUGAAAGAUUCCUUGUACAUGAUUUUCAGUAGGUAUGUUUUGGCUGAGCAAGUGAUCACUUGUGGAACCCCUGUCAAUAUUCAGGGAACUCUGAGGUUCCAUGGAACCCAGGUUGAAGACCCCCUAAUUCAGGGUAUUGUAAUCGCUCACAGCAUUCCAAGGUAAGCUAUUAAUUAAAUAGGGCAAAACAUAACAUAAAAUGUUUCACGAGAUGAAGAUUGUAAACU